UUCGUUAAUCGUCGUCAUUCAUCGUACCCUGUGUCCGACAUCAUAGAACUUCGACUUCUAUCUACAAAUUUUGCCAACGAGAUACAGCACUUAUUAUUUUAAUACAAAAUGCCUAACCAGGUGUUAACUAUAGAGCCGCAAAAUGAACUCAAAUUUAAAGUUGAUUUUUCAGGGCUGUUUGAGCAGGGAUGUACAACGUACAUGCGGCUAAUAAACCCAUCCAGCGAUGCAGUACUUUUCAAGAUAAAGACCACUGCACCAAAGAAAUACUGUGUACGCCCCAAUUCUGGAUUAUUGACACCCAACUCCAAAAUUGAAAUAGCUAUUACUCCACAACCGGUAUAUGUUGAUCAAAAUGAAAAGCACAAACAUAAGUUCAUGGUGCAGAGCGUCUCUGUCCCAGAAGGAAAACUUAGCAAUAUUGACCAAAUGUGGAAGGAGAUUAGUCCUGAUCAGCUCAUGGAUUACAAGUUGAAAUGUGUUUUUGAAACACCACGUGGCACUAAUCUCAAUGAUUCUGGAGAUAAUGCAGCUCAGAAUGAAGUAAACAAGAAGCGAGUGGCAGUUGCAGAUGAAGCGAAACCAACUUUGAAGGAAGACGUAGAAGGUCUUAUCCAGAAUGAAGCAAAAAGGAGGAAGGAUGAUGAACAGACGGGACCUUUAAGCGCUAAGACAACGACUCUUCCUACGUCUGAAAAUGUUGAAAAUGAUCUACAAAAAGCAUCCUUAGAAGUUAUUCACUUGCGGGAGGAAGAGAGCAAAUUAAGACAAGAAAAUUUGCAAUUAAAAGAGGAACUACUGCGCCUGCACCAAACAGCCGGCGGAGACGCUCGCGUGGUCCGCGGUCAUUCCUACGGGCCAGAGAAGCAGGCGCAAGCGCCGUCGUUACCUUGGAUGGCCACUACUAUAGUAAUGGCUCUUAUUGGCAUCCUGAUUGGCAAAUUCUUUAUGUGAAUGCUCCCCCACUACUCGCGGUGACGCCACCUCACAGACACCGCUGUUACACAACUCCCAAUGCCUCCCCCGCGCACAUGGCAGCUUAAGCCUACAAUGCGUCAGUUUUAUAAUUUCCAUUCUCAAUAUAUGUA
Molecule: messenger RNA, 1088 nt
Organism: Achroia grisella
Lineage: Eukaryota; Metazoa; Arthropoda; Insecta; Lepidoptera; Pyralidae
Gene: Vap33
Product: vesicle-associated membrane protein-associated protein B
Exons: 8
Coding region: 109-954 (281 amino acids)
Biological process (GO): endoplasmic reticulum membrane organization
Cellular component (GO): plasma membrane; endoplasmic reticulum membrane
Molecular function (GO): FFAT motif binding
Source: RefSeq, a predicted model, not a curated record